AUGGCCAGAACCAAGCAGACCGCCCGUAAAUCCACCGGAGGUAAAUCUCCCAGGAAGCAGCUCGUAACCAAGGCUGCCCAGAAGAGUGCUCCGGCCACCGAUGGAGUGAAGAAGCCUCACCGCUACAGGCCUGGUUCCAUCGCUCUGAGGAAGUGCCGCUGCUACAAAAAGUCCACCGAGCUGCUGAUCUGGAAGCUGCCCUUCCAGCGUCUGGUUUGCGAGAUAGCUCAGGCCUUCAAAACCGACCUGCACUUCCAUAACUUGGCCGUCAUGGCUCUGCAGGAGGCCAGUGAAGUUUAUCUGGUGGAUCGGUUCAAGGACACCAAACUGUGCGCAAUCCACGCCAAGAGGGUCACCAUCAUGCCCAAAGGAAUCCAGCUGGCCCGCAGGAUCCACAGGGAGAGGGCUUAG
Nematolebias whitei (Rio pearlfish) is the source of this 411-nucleotide messenger RNA. Its product is annotated as histone H3-like. The transcript has a single exon. Gene Ontology annotation, molecular function: protein heterodimerization activity; structural constituent of chromatin; DNA binding. The record is from RefSeq and is a predicted model, not a curated record. The coding region runs from base 1 to 411 and encodes 136 amino acids. Gene Ontology annotation, cellular component: nucleosome. NCBI's taxonomy places the organism in Eukaryota, Metazoa, Chordata, Actinopteri, Cyprinodontiformes, Rivulidae.